GUUAUGCCAUUUGGCCUUACAAAUGCCCCGACCACUUUCCAAGCGGCUAUGACAACGAAAUUCCGACACAUGCUGGAUCGAUACGUACUUAUCUACCUCGACAACAUCCUGGUGUAUAGUCGGAGUUUGGAGGAGCAUGUGGAACACCUGCACACCGUUUUGGAGCGGCUAUGACAAGCCAAGUACAAAGCCAACAGCGACAAGUGCGAAUUCGCGCGCAGGAGAUGGAGUACUUGGGACAUUAUGUAGCGCCGCAAGGCAUCGGUCCGCUUGCAGACAAGAUCGAGGCCCUACGAGUAUGGCCCGAGCCCACCAACAGCACGGACGUUCGUUCAUUCAUGGGAUUGGCAGGCUACUAUCGGCGAUUCAUCACCGGAUACUCGAGGAUUGCUGCACCUAUGACGAGAUUGCAAUCGCCAAACGUGCCAUUCGUAUUCGAUGACGACGCACGCCGGUCAUUCCAAGCACUUAAGACGGCUAUGCUCAUGGCACCCGUCCUUAGCAUCUAUGACCCCACCCUGCCUACGAGAGCGAUGACUGACGCUUCCGGCUAUGGCAUUGGGGCAGUCUUGGAACAACACGACAGCGACGACUGGCACCCUGUGGAGUAUUUCAGCCACAAAGUGUCUCCCAUCAACUCGCUUGAUGAUGCAAGGAAGAUGGAGUUGCUCGCAUUCGUCAUGGCUCUCAAGCGAUGGCGACACUUCCUCCUUGGGCGUCGUAGGUUCACAUGGGUUACAGACAACAAUCCAUUGACCUACUACAAGACGCAGGAUACGGUGAGCAACACGAUCAGACGAUGGAUGUACUUUAUUGACCAAUUUGACUUCACACCGAAAGAUAUUUCCGGCCUCUCCAAUCGCGCAGCAGAUGCACUCUCGCGAAGACCUGAUCUUUGCGCUAUGACACAUCAUGCCUUCGCAUUCGAUGAGGAGCUCCAGCGACACUUCAUCAAGGGGUACGAGUCCGAUCCAGACUUCGCCACACUAUAUGCGCAGCUAUCUUUGGAUCACCCGCCGGCCAGCCACUAUCACAUCGUCGAUGGGUACUUGCUCCUGCACUCGCGGGGCAAGGACUUACUAUGUGUCCCACACGACCGCCGUCUUCGGACUCGCCUCCUCGGCGAGUAUCAUGAUUCGCGACUUGCCGGCCAUUUCAAAGUCAACCGCACUAUUGCACGGCCUCGACAGCGAUUCCGAUGGCCCGACCUCAUCACCGAUGUCACGAGGUAUUCCGACUCUUGCGAAGCCGUAUCUUCGCCGACCUUCUCCUCCCAUGACCAGCCGACAUCGAUGCCGCUUGCUCUCCCGCUUCCGUCCGGAAGUACAGGGGAAUUGUUGGCUCAAGCCCGCGCAAAUAUGCAAAAGGCUCAAGUCCGCAUGCAGCAGCAAGCCAACAGGCAUCGCGUGCCAUGUCCCAUCCGCGCCGGCGACCUGGUUUGGGUUUCCACGGAAGAGUUUGCACUGGAACAAGAGGUCUCACACAAACUGUUUCCCAAGUGGUUUGGACCAUGGCCUGUAACAUCAGCCGCGAGCGAUGAGCUCGAUGGCCCUUCAUUUGUGAUCAACAUUCCCCCGCAUCUGACGGCCCAUCGACUGGAUGCCUCAAAGCUGGCAACAUACACGCCAGCUAAGAGCGACGACUUUCCGGGCCGACGAUCGCAGGACCCUCCUUCUAUGGAUGGUCAUCAGGAAGUUGACCGCGUCAUCACCGACAGCACAUUCAAAGCCUGCGAUCGCGACGACACUCGGUGGAUUUCAGGAGCAGAUUUGAAAGCAUUCGCACAGGUGAUCUAUGCGCAUUAUGAGAAGCAAAGGUUAGCUCAGGAAGCUUCACGACCGGCCCCUCCCACCCGGACUAUGGUCCCUCCCUCAGCCAGUCAACUUCGCCCUCACAGGUAAGCUCGGUCUUUCAAGGAGGGGGGGGGGGUGGCAUACUGCGUAGCCACACGGGCCCUGCAUGGCCCGUCCCGCACUUUCAACCUAA
Chara braunii is the source of this 1986-nucleotide messenger RNA. The record is from the annotation of a GenBank genome assembly. NCBI's taxonomy places the organism in Eukaryota, Viridiplantae, Streptophyta, Charophyceae, Charales, Characeae.